Messenger RNA from Meloidogyne enterolobii, 711 nucleotides. NCBI's taxonomy places the organism in Eukaryota, Metazoa, Nematoda, Chromadorea, Rhabditida, Meloidogynidae. The record is from the annotation of a GenBank genome assembly.
AUGCGCAUAGUGAUUGAAUUUCCUUUUUACCUUCUUUUAUUUCUUAAUUCAAUAGAUACAAUUAUGAAUCCAGAAAAUGAAUUACAAAAUGGUGAAGAUAAACAUUCAAGACGACCAAAAUAUACAAUAUUACUUCCAACGUAUAAUGAAGCAGAAAAUUUGCCAAUAUGUAUUUGGUUAAUUAACAAAUAUUUAAAUGAAUUAAAUUAUGAAGUACUUAUAAUUGAUGAUAACAGCCCUGAUGGAACACAAGAUAUAGCCAAAAAGCUCUGUAAUGAAUUUGGAAAUGAUAAAAUUAUUUUAUUAACUCGAGAAGGCAAGCUUGGACUUGGAAGUGCUUAUUAUGACAUUGUUACUGGAACACGAUAUUCACUUGGAGGUGGUGUUUCUGGUUGGGAUUUUAAACGCAAACUUAUUAGUCGCGGUGCUAAUUUUCUUGCACAAUUUCUUUUAGAGCCUGGGGUUUCCGAUUUAACUGGCUCUUUUAGACUUUAUAGAAAAAAUGUUUUGAAAGAUUUGGUUAAUCUUUCAAUUUCUAAAGGAUAUGUCUUCCAAAUGGAAAUGAUGUUUAGAGCAAAGAAAAUGGGAUUUUCUGUUGGUGAAGUGCCAAUUGAAUUUGUUGAUCGUUUCUAUGGAGAAUCGAAACUUGGAGGUCAGGAAAUUGUUGAAUAUCUUUUUGGACUUUUUCGAUUAUUUACUUUUGUUAAUUAA